Acanthopagrus latus (yellowfin seabream) is the source of this 914-nucleotide messenger RNA. RefSeq names its product ATP synthase F(0) complex subunit C3, mitochondrial-like. Gene Ontology annotation, biological process: proton transmembrane transport; proton motive force-driven ATP synthesis. Bases 214 to 639 code for a protein of 141 amino acids. The record is from RefSeq and is a predicted model, not a curated record. NCBI's taxonomy places the organism in Eukaryota, Metazoa, Chordata, Actinopteri, Spariformes, Sparidae. Gene Ontology annotation, molecular function: proton transmembrane transporter activity. The transcript has 5 exons.
GCUAACAUCGUCUGUCUCAAACUGCGUCUGAAUUUAAUAUUUAACUGUCACACUUCUGUGUAACUCUGUAUCUUUGUAGCUCUGGUGACCACAUCGCGCUGCACAGCUCCUCAUCUUUUCCAGCUAGCUUGUUUUAGCGUCUUUGCUCGACGGUACGCGCCGAAUCAACGCCAGCUCCUUUGGUUGACCUGACCACCACCACGUCCCUUCGUGAUGUAUGCCUGUGCUAAGUUCGUCUCCACGCCCUCUCUGGUCCGUGCUGGAUCUCGGGCUCUGUACAGACCACUCUCUGCAGCAGUAGUCUCAGAUGCCAGGAAAGCAGAUACUGCUUCCCUCCUGGCACCACAGAGUAUCGCAGCCUCCCAGCAGCAGGUGGCACUGCGGUCGUUCCAAACCAGCGCUGUAAGCCGUGACAUCGACACCGCUGCUAAGUUUAUUGGCGCUGGAGCUGCCACUGUGGGAGUGGCUGGAUCUGGGGCUGGAAUUGGAACAGUGUUCGGUAGCCUCAUUAUCGGAUAUGCCAGGAACCCCUCUCUGAAGCAGCAGCUGUUCUCUUAUGCCAUCCUGGGCUUCGCUCUGUCUGAAGCUAUGGGUCUCUUCUGUUUGAUGGUUGCAUUCCUUAUCCUGUUUGCCAUGUAAAGCAGUUAGGCACCUGCUGUAAAGGGAUGCAUCACAUUGUUAACAGGAAUUAGCAGUUUGAGACACCCUUGAAUGGUACAACGAUUUCAGCUUAGCGUGGUGCUCGUUCUUGUUCAUUGGUGUCUCUUAGAAGAUUGUGAACCCGCUGAUGUAUCAAACUCUGGCAAAACAGAAAUCAUGUGAAAUGGUUUUGCUGUUAUAUUGUAUAUUUAAUCAAAUGUUUUUGUUAACAAACAUACAACCAAUUACAGAAGUAAAAUGUGAAAUUAAUCUUG